This is a messenger RNA of Nicotiana attenuata, 2146 nucleotides long. RefSeq names its product glutamyl-tRNA(Gln) amidotransferase subunit A-like. Lineage: Eukaryota; Viridiplantae; Streptophyta; Magnoliopsida; Solanales; Solanaceae. The record is from RefSeq and is a predicted model, not a curated record. Bases 129 to 1901 code for a protein of 590 amino acids. The transcript has 13 exons. Gene Ontology annotation, molecular function: catalytic activity.
UUCUCUUGUCUCUACAUUUUGUUAUGUUAAACAGCAACGUAACUCCAAUUUCUUCAUCAUUAUUCCCAUUAGAAUAUUGGGUUUUGCCUGCAUUUUUCCACAAAUAUGGUCAGAAUUUAUAGAAAGUUAUGCAAAUUCUUACCACAGAGCAUCCCCGGUUAUUAUUCCCGGGACCUUACGUCAAGGACAGUGGGAAGUUGGGUCCGAAAAAUUGCGGGGAACACUUGGAACAGGCCAAAAAUAAUUUUCCAGUAUGUAAAUGUGGAUUUGAUAUGUUGGACGCUGGCUUUUUCAAUGACUGUAAGAAGCUUGAAAUACAAAACGGUGCACAAGAUUUUAACGUUCCUAUAAUCAGAAGCAACAGGAAGUUAGUUGCUACUGAAAAUGGAGGUCUACAUAACCCUUCUCCUUUGGUUUUCAAUUCUGUAUGGAAUGCGAAAGAAGUAAAGCAAGGAACAGACAAGUUCAAUUACCCUGUAUACUCUGGUAUUCAAAGGCCAAAAAAUGAUGAGGAUAUUGCUUUUAUGAGUAUUCUUGAACUUGGGCACCUUCUAAAGGAAAAAUUAAUUACAUCAGCGGAGCUAACCGGAAUAUUUUUGGACAGAUUAAAAAGGUAUGGUCCUGUCCUUGAAUCGGUUAUCUCAAUUACUGAAGAAUUAGCAUAUCAACAAGCAAAAGAGGCUGAUCAACUGCUUUCAAAAGGCAAAUAUUUGGGCCCUCUUCAUGGUAUUCCGUAUGGUCUGAAGGACAUUAUUGCAGUACCAAACUACCCCACAACAUGGGGUUCCAAAUCUUUCAAAGAUCAAGUUCUUGAUCUCGAAGCUUGGGUUUAUAAGAGGCUGAAAUCUGCUGGUGCUGUUCUUGUUGCAAAAUUAGUCGCUGGUUCUUUAGCAUAUGAUGAUAUUUGGUUUGGCGGUAGAACAAGAAAUCCAUGGAAUAUGGAAGAAUUUUCUACUGGUUCAUCGGCAGGGCCAGCUUCCUGUACCUCAGCAGGUAUAGUUCCUUUUGCAAUUGGUUCAGAAACUGUUGGGUCGAUUACCUACCCAGCUGCUAGGUGUGGUGUUACUGCAUUGCGGCCCACUUUUGGAGCUGUUGGUCGUACUGGAGUUAUGAGCAUAUCUGAAAGCUUGGACAAACUAGGACCAUUUUGUAGAAGUGCAGCAGAUUGCGCUGUUGUUCUCGAUGCCAUCCGGGGAAAGGACCCAGAUGAUCUUUCAUCCAGAGACAUCGCGUUAGUUGAUCCAUUUUCAGUUGAUAUCACAAAACUCACUGUCGGGUAUCUUGAGGAUGCGGACAAGGACGUUGUUAAUGUACUUCAAUCAAAGGGAGCGAAGAUGGUUCCGUUUGAUCUGAAAUAUACUGUUGACAGUGCUCAAGGUAUUGUCAACUUCACUAUGGAUGUUGACAUGCUGUCCCACUUUGAUGAGUGGCAACGCUCAAACAAGGAUGAUGAAUUUGAAGCUGAAGACCAAUGGCCUCUUGAACUUCGCCGUGCCCGUGUAAUAACUGCUGUAGACUAUAUUCAGGCACAGAGAGCUAGAAGCAAAUUGAUUCAGGAAAUCAGAGAAAGCUUCAAAGUUGACGCGUUUAUUGGAGAUGCAACUGAUUGGGAGAAAGUUUGUGUGGGCAAUCUUGUGGGUAUGCCAGUAGUGGUGGUUCCAAUAGGAUUUAAGAGGAUACCGAAUGCUCCAACAGAUGAUACUCGCAGGAGGACAACAAUCACUACAGGCAUUUAUGCUCCUCCCGACCAUGAUCAUGUUGCUUUAGCACUGGCAAUGGCUUAUCAGUCAGUCACCAAUCAUCAUAAGCAGCGUCCUCCAAUUGAUGAUAUUGGGCCAAACGAUUCGAUUCCAAACCCACCCGCAUCCAUGAUACCCGCAAGACAACUACGUGGUUAUUGAUCAUCUCCGUGGGACUUCUGCCAUCACUUUGUGUCGUUUAACUAAUUUUUGAAGAUGUAUACCACUAGUUGUAAUAAUUAUACAGUAUUAUGUUGGAUUAUCUUUUCUUAGUUCCAGUGUGAGAAAAUACAUUUCUUCUACUUGUUUCGCUAGGUGAGAUAUUCGGGGGCGGGGGCCUUCUUUCUGGUAUAUUGGUUCCAUUCUGUUUAACCUUUCAAUAGUUGAUGGUUUGGACUUUGGAUUAA